Molecule: messenger RNA, 5538 nt
Organism: Echinops telfairi (small Madagascar hedgehog)
Lineage: Eukaryota; Metazoa; Chordata; Mammalia; Afrosoricida; Tenrecidae
Gene: PDGFRB
Product: platelet derived growth factor receptor beta
Exons: 24
Coding region: 332-3727 (1131 amino acids)
Biological process (GO): protein phosphorylation; cell chemotaxis; positive regulation of kinase activity
Cellular component (GO): signaling receptor complex
Molecular function (GO): platelet-derived growth factor beta-receptor activity; ATP binding; platelet-derived growth factor binding
Source: RefSeq, a predicted model, not a curated record
GUCUGGGACCCCGGACGCUUUGAGCAGCUCAGAGUCCCAGAAGAGGAGCUCACUGAGGAAGAAGGAGCCCAGGCCCCUCCAAGCAGCUGCCGGACAGCAGCCUGGGCCCUGCGGCUAGCCCGGGCCAGCCAGACUCAGGGCGGCCCCUCCUGGAAGCUUGCUCCUCCUGAAGGAUGCUUUGGGAGUGAGCCGCUGGCCUUGUGCAGUCCUGCAGUAUCUCCAGAGAAGGGGAGAAGGCAGUGAGGAGGGCUUCCUGGAGGGGGUGGCAGCCCAGAGCCUGGGACUCUGCUUACAGGAGAAGACAUUCCCGCAGCAAGGGCAUCAGGAAGCCAUGGCAGCAACAAUCCUCACAGGCCGGUUCUUAUUGCUGUCCCUGCUGCUACUGCUGGGAGCCCAGGCCUCCCAGGGGCUGGUGGUCACACCCUCAGACCCGGAGCUGGUCCUCAACAUCUCCAGCACCAUCGUUCUGACCUGCUCGGACUCCGUGCCCGUGGUGUGGGAACGACCGUCCCAGGAGACCCCACAGGAAAUGACCCAGACCCCGGACGGCAACUUCUCCAGCACGCUGACGCUGACCAAUGUCACCGGGUUGGACACAGGAGAAUAUUUUUGCACGUCCAACAGCUCCCACGAGCUGGAGCCCGGGGAACAACACCGGUUGUACAUCUUUGUACCAGAUCCCACCAUGGGCUUCCUCCCUACCAGUUCGGAAGACCUGUUCAUCUUUCUUUUGGAAGUGGCUGAGGUCACGAUCCCGUGCCGGGUGACAGACCCACAGCUGGUGGUGACACUGCACGAGAAGAGAGUGGACAUCCCCCUGCCCAUCCCCUACGACCACCAACGGGGCUUCUCUGGUUUCUUCGACGACAAGACCUACAUCUGCAAAACCACCAUCGGGGACAGGGAGGUGGAGUCUGAAACCUACUAUGUCUACAGCCUCCAAGUGUCCACCAUCAACGUCUCCGUGAACGCCGUGCAGACUGUGCUCCGCCAGGGCGAGAACAUCACCAUCAUGUGUGUGGUGACCGGGAGCGAGGUGGUCAACUUUGGGUGGUCAUACCCCCGCAUGGAGAGCGGGCGGCGGGUGGAGCCUGUGACCGACUUCCUCUUGGAUGUGCCCUCCCAUCUCCUCUCCAUCCUGCACAUCUCCAAUGCCGAGGUGAGCGACUCGGGGACCUACCUCUGCACCGUCUCCGAGAGCGUGAGCGAGCACCAGGACCAGAAGGCCGUCAACAUCACCGUGGUGGAGAGUGGUUACCUGCUGCUGCUGGAGGAGCUGGCCGACAUACAGUAUGCCGACCUGCACCGGAGCCGCACGCUGCAGGUGAGCUUCGAGGCCUACCCGCCGCCCACCGUCAUAUGGCUCAAGGACAACCACACCUUGGGGGACCGCAGCACCGGCGAGAUCUCUGUGUCCACUCGCAACGUGUCCGAGACCCGGUACGUGUCAGAACUGACCCUGGUGCGGGUGAAGGUGGCCGAGGCCGGACGCUACACCAUGCGGGCCUUCCACGAAGACGCCCAGGUCCAGCUCUCCUUCCAGCUGCAGGUCAACGUCCCUGUUCGAGUGCUGGAACUGAGUGAGAACCACCCAGCCAGUGGGGAGCAGAUGGUCCGCUGUCGAGGCCGGGGCAUGCCCCAGCCGCACCUCACCUGGUCUACCUGCAGCGACCUCAAGAGGUGUCCCCGGGAGCUGCCCCCCAUCCCCCUGGGGAACAGUUCCGAGGAAGAGAGCCGGCUGGAAACGAACGUGACGUACUGGGCGGAGGAGCAGGAGUUCGAGGUGCUGAGCACGCUCCGCCUGCACCGGGUGGACCAGCCGCUGUCCGUGCGCUGCACGUUGCGCAACCUGCUGGGCUACGACACGCAGGAGGUCACCGUGGUACCGCACUCACUGCCCUUCAAGGUGGUGGUGAUCUCAGCCAUCCUGGCCCUGGUGGUCCUCACCAUCAUCUCCCUCAUCAUCCUCAUCAUGCUCUGGCAGAAGAAGCCCCGCUAUGAGAUCCGCUGGAAGGUGAUCGAGUCGGUGAGCUCCGAUGGACACGAGUACAUCUACGUGGACCCCAUGCAGCUGCCCUAUGACUCCACGUGGGAGCUGCCGCGGGACCAGCUUGUGCUCGGACGCACCCUCGGCUCCGGGGCCUUUGGACAGGUGGUGGAGGCUACGGCACACGGCCUGAGCCACUCCCAGGCCACGAUGAAGGUGGCAGUCAAGAUGCUGAAAUCCACAGCCCGCAGCAGCGAGAAGCAAGCCCUCAUGUCAGAGCUGAAGAUCAUGAGCCACCUCGGGCCCCACCUGAACGUGGUCAACUUGCUGGGGGCCUGCACCAAGGGAGGGCCCAUCUACAUCAUCACUGAGUACUGCCGCUACGGCGACCUGGUCGACUACCUGCAUCGCAAUAAACACACCUUCCUGCAGCACUGCUCCGACAAGAGCCACCCACCCGGUGCCCAGCUCUACAGCAAUGCCCUGCCCAUCGGGCUCCCCCUGCCCAGCCAUAUAUCUCUGACUGGGGAGAGUGAUGGCGGCUACAUGGACAUGAGCAAGGACGAGUCGGUGGACUACGUGCCCAUGCUGGACAUGAAAGGGGACAUCAAAUAUGCAGAUCUGGAAUCUUCCAGCUACAUGGCCCCUUACGACAACUACGUCCCCUCUGCUCCCGAGAGGACCUGUCGGGAAACUUUGAUCAACGAGUCCCCAGUGCUUAGCUACAUGGACCUUGUGGGCUUCAGCUACCAGGUGGCCAAUGGCAUGGAGUUCCUGGCCUCCAAGAACUGUGUCCACCGAGACCUGGCGGCCAGGAAUGUGCUAAUCUGUGAGGGCAAGCUGGUCAAGAUCUGUGACUUCGGCCUGGCUCGGGACAUCAUGCGGGACUCGAACUACAUCUCCAAAGGCAGCACCUUCCUGCCCCUGAAGUGGAUGGCCCCCGAGAGCAUCUUCAACAGCCUCUACACCACGCUGAGCGACGUGUGGUCCUUCGGGGUCCUGCUAUGGGAGAUCUUCACCCUGGGUGGCACGCCUUACCCGGAGCUGCCCAUGAACGAGCAGUUCUACAAUGCCAUCAAGCGAGGUUACCGCAUGGCUCAGCCUGCCCAUGCUUCAGACGAGAUCUACGAGAUCAUGCGGAAGUGUUGGGAGGAGAAGUUUGAGAUCCGGCCCCCCUUCUCCCAACUCGUGCUGCUGCUUGAGAGACUGCUGGGAGAGGGCUACAAAAAGAAGUACCAGCAGGUGGAUGAGGAGUUUCUGAGAAGCAACCACCCAGCCAUCCUUCGCUCCCAGGCCCGCCUGCCUGCCUUCCACAGCCUCCGCUCUGCCCUGGACACCAGCUCGGUGCUCUACACCGCCGUGCAGCCUGAGGGUGACAACGACUAUAUCAUCCCCCUGCCUGACCCCAAACCCGAGGGGGCCGAGGAAGGGCCGUUGGAGGGCUCACCGAGUCUUGCAAGCUUCACCCUGAACGAAGUCAACACCUCUUCCACCAUCUCCUGUGACAGUCCCCUGGAGCCUCAGGAGGAGCGGGAGCCGGAGCCGGAGCCGGAGCCCAAGCCGGAGUCUAAGCCUGAGCCUGAGGCUGAGCCCAAGCCUGAGCCUGAACCCGAGCCCAAGCCCGAGCUGGAGCCGGAGCCGGAGCCGGAGCCGGAGCUUGUGUCUGAGCCGGAACCGGAGUCACUGCUGGUUUCAGGCUGCCCAGGGCCUCUGGCCGAGGUGGAGGACAGUUUCCUGUAGAGGCCGGCCCUGCCCCUGCCUGCUGGAAGCUCCCUCUACCUCCCAGCACCCAGCACCUCCUGGCCUGACCUGGCCUGCCAUCAGCCAGGCUGCCCCAUUAGCUGCCCUCCUCUGGAAGGCAUCCAAUCUGGCACGGUACGUCCCAAUCCCAGGGACUGAGGUGGCAAGAGAACCACGGCUUCCCCCCACACCGGGGCCUCAGUUUCCCCCUCUGUAAGACGGGAUAGUGGGGCUGGGGGGGGCGGUGUCCCACAAUCUGCCAUUGUGUCUCUGACUGACAAGUGGAGUGGGGAGUCCGGAAUCCCUUUGGAGCAGCUUGGGUUAAUGAGGUGGCAAAUAGUUUCUCCCUUCAGCCAACCAGCCCUCAGGGAGCUGCAGCCUGCGGGCCUCUCUGACCUGUGUCUCUGCUGCACUGGCGAGGCUCCCGGCGGACUGGGGCCUGGCCUUGGGCAGCGUGGGCUCAAGCAGAAGACCAUUCUUCACGUCCCCAGGCCCGAGCUAGUCUGGGGCCGUGUGUGCUUCACUCACGGUGGGGCUGGGCCACGCGUGGGACCCCCCCCACGCCCCCACGCUGUAGCUCUUGCCUGGGGCCCUCCGGACACAGCCCUCCACCGACUGCAUGCAGUCUCCGUGUCUCCUGGGACCUGGCGUCUUCUCUAUAAGCACCCUCAGUCUGCUCUACCCACCAGCCUCUCAAGGGCCAGACUGGCUCUGUGAUGCUCGUGUGGACAUGCCUGCAGGCGGUGUCCACAUGCGGCCGGUAUGCGGGUGGCCUUGCCUGCCUUGGGCCUGCUAUGAGAGCCUGGAGGAAGCCUGGCUCUCUGGGCCACAGCACCCACCUUGGAAAGUGAGCAGGCUGAAUGCACGACACCGAGUGCCCCGUCAGCGCUAGCAUCCUGGAAUAUUCUGGGGACGGGGGCUGCCUGGUGAGGCAGAGCUGGACACCCCAAACCCUGCUCUGGGGGUCAGCUGGGGUCUCGGGAGUUUCCGGAACACACAUCACGCUCCAGAGAUUCAGGAACUGUGCCCCUUCCCCGGCAGCCUCGGGAAACCAACUGUCCCUGCCUUGACUUUGGGUGACAGCCGCGUCCUGGAAACCCCCCUCCGUGCAGCUGCCCUGGGGACGCAGCGAGACCUCGGGACCCCUUCCAGACCUCCUGUGACCUCUCUGGAGUCAUUCUGGGGUACGGAGGGCAACUCGAACCACCCAGCUUCUGCUGCCCAAGCCUAUGGCACAGACACGGGCAGUCAGGAGGCCCAGAGGGCCCUGUCAAGGACAGGACGCCUGGCAUGGGUGCCGCGGGAAAGGGGUUUCAGACUCAGGGCUGGUGGAUGGUCCCCAGCCCAGACCUCCGUGGUCUCCCUGCUGUUGGGGGUGUCCUGUGGCCCUCCAGCUGUCCCACUGCCGGGGCAGUGCCCCAUGGGGGGUGGUUCUCCUGCUCACCUCAGUUCCUCUGCCAGCCACAGUGACCCAGGAGCAUCAGAGGUGCUGAGGGAGAGGGGACAGCAGCCAAGUGUGCAGGCAGGGAGAGGUGGGGAGGGGAGGGGAGCUCUGGCACCAGCACCCACCCCUGCUGGUGGGCACUCUCUGCCCCCCACCUUGCCGGCCCCUGAAGCUGGGCCCAAGAGAAGCAAGGGGGCUCUCACUACGGUACCAAAGAUGUAAUCACCUAGGUCUACAUAUUUUUAGGACUCACGUUAACUCACAUUUAUACAACAGAAGUGCUAUUUUGUAUGCUGCGCAGUUUUUCCUAUCUGUACUUUUUUUUAAGAGAAAGAUUUUAAUAUUAAACACGGUGCUUCUCCCUUAA